GCUAACAAAAAGCUCUUAGGAGCUAAAGACGAGAGAGUCUUCAAUCGGGUGUUGUCUGCACUUCCACCGCUGUAAGAACGGAAAUAAUAAAAGCAGGUUAAAACUUGUACCCAUGUCAAGUCAAAAGAAGUCGAAGAGCAGCCCUAUGAGGCCUACAGUGAGGCCUAUCAGUGUGGGCAUAAAUGGUACUGAGAUAAAAUUGUUGCCGAUUACAAAUUGCUCCAUUGGGACUAGUGCCCACACAUUGGGCAUCUCUGCCUCUCCUUUGCCAUUUGGAGCAUCAGAUCCAGGAGCGCUGCCUGAGAACAAGCACAGCAGCAUUGCCCUGGGUAAGCAAUAUGAGGAGAAGGUGCGGCCCUGUAUUGACCUGAUCGACUCCCUGCGGUCUCUCGGAGUGGAGAAAGACCUGGGCCUACCAGCCAUCGCUGUCAUCGGAGACCAGAGCUCGGGGAAGAGCUCUGUGCUGGAGGCUCUGUCAGGAGUAGCCCUGCCCAGGGGGAGUGGGAUUGUAACACGGUGUCCCCUGGUGCUGAAACUCAAGAAAGUGAAAGUAGGCCAGCCAUGGAAGGGAAGACUCACAUAUAAAGAAUCAGAUGUUGAACUGAAAAGCCCAUCAGAGGUGGAGAAAGAAGUUUCCACAGCCCAAAACGUCAUUGCUGGCAACGGGGUUGGGAUCAGUGAUGAAAUGAUCAAUCUGGAGAUUCAGUCGAGUGAUGUUCCUGAUCUGACACUAAUUGACCUUCCUGGGAUUGCCCGAGUAGCUAUCAAGGACCAACCCAGAGACAUAGGAGACCGGAUUAAGGGAAUGAUCCGCAGGUUCAUACAAAAACAAGAGACCAUUAAUCUGGUGGUGGUGCCUUGUACUGCUGACAUUGCGACCACAGAGGCUUUGAAGAUGGCAAAGGAAGUGGACCCAUUAGGGGAGAGGACACUGGGGAUCCUUACCAAGCCAGAUUUGGUUGAUGAGGGCACUGAAGAAAAUAUUAUCAGUAUUGUCCAUAAUAUAGUCAUUCCUCUGAAGAAGGGUUACAUGAUUGUGAAGUGCCGUGGUCAGAAAGAUAUCAAUGAACAACAGACACUGGCGGAUGCAAUCGAGAAAGAAAAGGCUUUCUUUGAGGAUCACCCUCAUUUCAGGUCACUUUUGGAUUCCAAGAAAGCUACGAUUCAUUUUCUGGCUGAAAGGCUGACUAAGGAGCUUGUGGAGCACAUUAGUAAAUCUCUCCCUCACCUGCAAUAUCAGAUUGAACAGAAACUUCUGAAGACAACCAACGAUCUUAAGAAGGUUGGAGAGGGAGCCCCACAGGAUGAGAAACAGUUGCUGACUUUCUUGAUUGAGAAAAUUCGGAGAUUCAACGAUGCUCUGUCGGAAGUCACCCGGGCCGAGGAAAGUGUGGAGCCUGAAGAAGGCCGGCUUUUCACCAAAAUCCGAAAAGAAUUUGUGAAGUGGAAACAGCACCUGGACAAAAAGGCCAACAAAUUGGAAGAUCACCUGCGGGAUGAGGUGGAGGAAUAUUCCAGGACAUACAGGGGCAGGGAGCUUCCUGGGUUUGUGAACUAUAAGACAUUUGAGGUCAUUGUGAAGCAGCACAUUGAAGACACGAAGGAGCCUGCUCUCCAUGUCUUGAAAAAUGUUACAGAAAUCAUCCAUUCUGCUAUUACCACCUUUGCCACCAAUCACUUUCAGGCUUUUCCAAAUCUGUUGAGAGCUACAAAGGUCUAUGUUGAAGACCUACGGGAACAUGAGGAAAAGAUAUCUAUUGAAAUGGUGCGGCACCAGUUUGAAAUGGAGAAAAUGGUCUAUUCCCAAGACUGUCUCUACAGCUAUGAACUAAACACAACCAAACGUAAACCCGUCUUCCCUUCAACAAACGCUGACCUUCGGGAGAUGGCUUAUCACGUCAAUGCUUACUUUAAGGUAGAGAAUAUUGCCUCUGAUCGUCUGGCCAACCAGAUUCCACUGAUCAUCCAAUUCCACAUGAUGGAGCAGUACAUCAACAGGCUGCAGACGUCCAUGCUGGCGCUGAUUGGGAACAAUGGAGAAACCAAAAUGGCCAGGCUGCUUUAUGAGAAUAAAGACAUCACCGACUCUAGGCUUGCUCUUCAGAACCGCAUAGAGCGCCUCAGAAAAGCUCAGCAACACCUCUCCAAAUAUGUAGUCAUUUUUUGAAGCCUGAAGCAUAACCACUCCAAUCUGUUAUGUACCAUUACAAGGAAAAAUGUUCUGCUGUCAUUUAAUAUUUCCUAUUGCUUUUAAUUAUUAAGUGUAGCAACAUUUAAACUACAUAAUAGUCUAAUGUAUUUCAGAGAAUUAAAAAUGUGAACGUUUUGUAACUCUUAAUGUGACUGCAAAGAUCUUAAGAUGUAAAAUAUUACUUGAUGUUUUUUCCUCUUGUAUUCCUCUAACUCAUUGCUUCUUAGGAAAGAAGAGCCUGGCAUUCUUAGCAUUAAUAAUGUUCUUUAUAGAUGUUUUGGAAUAAAGGGGGACCUUCCUCUUUCAAUCUCGUUUUUUCUCCUAGGAGCAGAAGAACAGAUAAGUGUGCAAGUUUCUGUGAGUAAAAGUUUCUCUGAAUUUCUGGAAAGUUCUGGAUGUUAGCAGCAAUAAAUUUAUUUUAUUGC
Molecule: messenger RNA, 2616 nt
Organism: Lepisosteus oculatus (spotted gar)
Lineage: Eukaryota; Metazoa; Chordata; Actinopteri; Semionotiformes; Lepisosteidae
Product: interferon-induced GTP-binding protein Mx-like
Biological process (GO): defense response to virus
Cellular component (GO): nucleus; microtubule; membrane
Molecular function (GO): microtubule binding; GTP binding; GTPase activity
Source: RefSeq, a predicted model, not a curated record